CACUUUCUGGACGGAGGGCAAACAUAAGAAAACAAACAUCACCUUAAAGCAGCUCCGUCGGUUCGUUUUCGUCCAAACCUCUGUCGCUAUGGACAUCAGCACAUUUUUACUCCUGAUUCCUCUGCUUUCUCUUCGUGCUCUGCAUGCGUACGGGGAGGAUUUUCUACUAAUGCCGGUGGAACUCGCUCCUAUUCCCUGUAACGACAAAGCAGUGGAGAAGCUCUCUCGUCUGGCCGUCACUUACAUCAACGAGGAUCGCAGCGAAGGCUACAAAUUUGCUCUAAACCGCAUUGCAAACGUCCACCUGCAUGCUCAGGGACCAGCAGGAAACGUGUAUUAUCUGGACCUGGACGUCCUGGAGACAAAGUGUCACACAGGCAGCCCGAAACCAUGGAAACGUUGUGACGAAUUCAUGGAAACGCAAAUCAGUGGCAACUGCAACACCACCAUUCUGCACACAGCAGAGGGCUACACCUACCUGUACAGCUACGACUGCGCUCUACUCCCAGAUCCUCCAGAAAAGCUCCAACAGACUUGUCCAACUUGUCCCCUCUUGCUUUCGGAGGACAGUCCCGAUGCCAUGAUUGCUGCUGGGAUCAGUCUGGAGUCCUAUAAGAGGCAGUCCACUCUGGGUGCAGGACUCGGAGUGAAAAACAUCACUCGAGCUGCAGCACAGGAUGUGCCAACAAAAGCCAUUUUAGUGGAGUACGCAGUCCAAGAGUGUCCAGAAGGAAUCACAGAGAGAGGAACCUGCCAGAGACUGUCGCUCAAAUCAGACACACAGACCACAGGUUUCUGUACAGCAUCUGUGCUUGGAGACUUGAACGACCACCCUGAUGUUCAGGUGUCCUGUGAAUUGUUCAGAAUACAGAAUGUUGACGUUGUUCGGCCAGUGCAGCCGCAGGUUCACCGCCUGGACCCUGUGGUCCCGGCCCUUCCGCCUCUGCCUGAUGACCCAGGAAAGGAUGUGCAGCCAGUUCCCACUCACUCACCAACCCCCAGUUCUGCUCAGCCGGCUCCGUUUGACCCAAAAGCAGCGCCCGUCGUUCCCUCUGAACCCUCGGUUGUGGUUAAACCCUCUGGUGUUCUCGGCUCUUCCUCCAGUGAGUCUGCUGAGAGUCUAGAGAACAAGAAACCACACCCAGUCAGGAAUUCUGAGUCCUCCUCUGAAGAAUCUGGAGGUCCUGUGGCUCUACGUCCACCCUUUAGCUUCCGCUACCAAAAGCGUGAUCGUAAGAAACGGCAAGCCUUGAUGGAGACAUCUCCGUCUCACCAGCCAGUGUUUCUGUCUGAUUUUCCCAGUGGCCUGUCUCCUUUCCGGUCCUGUCCUGGGCCGGCCCGAUACGCCACAGUGUAACCAGCGCCGCCCUGCUCAGACGUAUGAUAAACUGCUGCGCUACUUGUCACUGGAGGCUUGUAACAAUUUGUGCUAAUGAGAAGAAUUCUGUCUCUUUUUCUUGCCCCGGAGCAUCCCCCCAGCUGCUCCCAGAGCAGCUCCAACUUGUUUCUAAAAAUGGCUUCAGAAGUUUUCAAAAUGCCAACAAAACACUUUUAAACUACCUAUGAAGUUGGAUGUUUUUUACUUAAUCCUGAACUAAACCUUUUCUACGGAUGGUGUAUUUAGCAUUAGCUUGUGCAAACAAAACCGUCUCCUGCAGCCAAGGGAUUUCCUCCUAAAAGGUCCAGUUGGUUCUGUUUAAUCAGCCAGUUGUUUAAAAUGUCAGUCUUCAGUCGUUGUUCAGGUCUGCCAAACUAAUCAAUAAAAAUCUUUACGCAAA
Nothobranchius furzeri (turquoise killifish) is the source of this 1778-nucleotide messenger RNA. RefSeq names its product alpha-2-HS-glycoprotein. The record is from RefSeq and is a predicted model, not a curated record. Gene Ontology annotation, cellular component: extracellular region. Gene Ontology annotation, molecular function: cysteine-type endopeptidase inhibitor activity. Lineage: Eukaryota; Metazoa; Chordata; Actinopteri; Cyprinodontiformes; Nothobranchiidae. Gene Ontology annotation, biological process: negative regulation of endopeptidase activity.